This is a messenger RNA of Ostrinia nubilalis (European corn borer), 6630 nucleotides long. RefSeq lists its product as uncharacterized. The record is from RefSeq and is a predicted model, not a curated record. The transcript is spliced from 10 exons. Bases 164 to 1756 code for a protein of 530 amino acids. Lineage: Eukaryota; Metazoa; Arthropoda; Insecta; Lepidoptera; Crambidae.
UACAGGGUUUUGUCUAUGUUCAUAAAAAAUCCAGUCAAACAGGAUAGCAGUGUGCAUUAAAUUAAUUUAUUUUUAGCGUUGUAGUUUGUUAAGUUUAUUUUAAGAUACGUAAAUCGUUUUACUAUGUAAUGCAAGUUAUAUAGUUUAGUGUGAAAAUCUAAACAUGGCUCGGCAUUUUGCGAUUAUGGAUAUUUUGGUGACUUUGUCAGCGGUGGUGUUUUUGUUGGGUGUAUGUGGUGUUAAUGGGGACUAUUCGGUGAGGUGCAGCAACGUUACCAAUGCCAAACCGACGCUGCAGCCAUCUAAAGAUGGUGUGAAGGCGCGCUACAUCUUGGAGUGGUGUACAGACGCCAACGCGAACGAUACCGUGUGGAAAUAUGAGCUUACCUACCCCGAGCCUAAGAACAGAUUUUCUAUACACACGAGCUGUUCUGAGUUGCUGAACUGGACAGAGCCCCUACCCUGCAGUUCUGUAUGUCUAUCAACAGUCCUGGACUUGGUAUUCAAAGCGAACUACUCUCUCAAGAGCUGGUUCCCUGGCCGCGGGUCCUUCGGCGCGUACUCGCGGUUCAACAUUGUUAAUGAUUAUCGCAGAGAAGACUUCUCCAACACAAAUAUCAAAGGAAGUGAUAUCAAUCAUGGGGACUACACAUCUGUAUAUUUCUACACUGAAAACAUCCCUGCUACAAAAUACAUACUAACGCUGUGCCAAGGCUUCGAUAAAGAUCAUGGGCUUGAGGAGAGGCAGUGCCGCGUGGUGACAGACAAGUGCGGCACGCCGCACUCGCUGUACGAGGUGGAGUGCCGGCUGCGGCUGCGCGCGGGAAACUACACCGUCGGCCUGGAGUUCGACACCGCGUGGGCGCGCGGCAGCUUCGUGCACAAGUGGUACCACACCAGGAACAUAUCGGUGGUUAACCUGUCAGCGGCCACGGUUUCCAACGGCGACGGCGCGGGCGCGCGCACAGCGCUAGUCUGGGCGUGCGCAGGUGGUGCCGCACUGUGCGUCGGCGCCGGUCUGCUGCUGUUGGCGUUGCGGUGUCGCCGCGCCAGGCACUUCCGCAAGCACGUGCUGCGCGAGUGGCUGCACAGGGAGGAGACCAAGCAAGCGGCGCCUGAGACGGCCGCUCCAGGCCCGAUCCUUUUGCUGUAUGCGCGGGAGUGCGCGGCCGCCGAGCCCGUCGUCGCCGCUCUGAGUGCGCUGCUCGAGACCGUCGCCCCGGGACAGGUGUACGACAUAUGCAGCGCUGAGACACUGGCACUAGCGGCGAGCGGCGGUCCCCACUGGCUGAGAGGCGUUAUGGCGCAACCUACUGCAAGAGUAGUACUGCUGCAGACGCCGGCAUUGCAAGCGCUGCAUACUCCGCGCAUUGUCAUGGAGUCAGGAGUGCCUAAGUUGGAGCAGCCUCUCCUAUCGAGCCGCGCCGUAUACCGCGAGCCGGCGGCGGGCGACUGGCUGCUUCAGUUCGCGCUGCGAGCAUUGGCAGAGACUACCACACCUGGAACUGUGCCCUACAAGAAGUACUAUCUGGCCACCCUGGAAGGCCUGGAGACCGAAGCCCUGCCCUACACGGUGCCCUUCCGUCGCUACGUGCUCCCGCGCCACGCUGCGACCUUACUCCACGACCUACUUCCGUCCCAAGAGCCUGCGCACACGCCGCAUAUGGUGGACUCACUAGCGCGGGCUACGAUAGACUUCGUGGACUACGCGCGGGCGCACCCGGACUAUCUUAUGGAGGAGCUGCUCAUCUUAUAACAAUUUUGGAGGGCCUCGCGAGACCGUCCAUUUCCACCGCUACGUAUUAUGAGCUCCUCCCAUCCCAAGAGCCUGCGCACACGCCGCACUUGGACUCGCUACGGUAGACUUCGUGGACUAUGCGCACGCACAGGGAUUGCCUCAUGCAGGAGCUGGUCAUCUUAUAGCGACGUGAGUGCGGUUGGAUCCUACCUAGUCAUGCGGCGGCAUGUCACGUGUAUUCUAGUUGUUCCCUACCAUUUGUCCCCCUUUGGUGGACACCGGGAAUUUUUUUCUUUGAUGUAUGCCAGUGGGGGACAAAUUCUGGGGAACAACGGGAAUACGCUGCAUGUCAUGCUAAUCAUUAAAGUACAAGUUUGUAGUCGACUCCAUGCAACAGCAGCAGACGAUGUAUCACCAGCCCCCCUAGACAAGUUGCACUUUUCGAUCGAAUUGAAUCCGUCAAAACUCCAUAAAAAAGGCCUUUCGACCAUUUUUCGACUGGUUUGCGAUUUUAUUGUGCACUAGGCUGUGUCUUAUUAGGUCGCAUUGGUUUCUACGUAUCUCUAUGAAAAACCUUCAGACGACAUGUCGCUAAUUAAGUAAUGGUAUUUCAAAGAGAUGCAUGAAAACCAAUACCUGAAACACGAAUAAAUAUCGUUCUCGUUAUGUUAAGGUAAUCAUUUUUAUAUGAAUAGCAAAACAACUUCGCUACGGUUUUAUUAAAAACACAAUUACGAGAGUUAUUCGUACUCAGAGUACAAGUAAAGCAACACGUCUACUGCUGCUGCGUGGAAUCGGCUACGAAGUCAUACCUUAAUAAAUAGCAAAUCUGACUCGCUGUGCCUAGUUCGGAUGUAUUGGUUGAUUACGUGGAGGGUGCAGUGUGGCCAGUGCUAAUUCUAGAGACGAAUGUUAACUUGUUUCCGUGUAACAUACCCUAUAUUUAGGCUGAGUUGCACCACCUUAUUUUAACCUUAACAAUCACAAUAAUCGGUGCUUUUUGUAUGGAGUUUGACAGAUUUUUGACGUUUGUCAAAGUUAAAGUAAAAAUAAUGCAAUUCAGCCUUAGAAUAUACUACGGAAAUGACGCUAGAACAUACUUACUCUUACUGGGGUAGACAGAUCUCACAGAUAGUGUAUCAUUUAGUUAUCAUGUAGUAGUAUUUCACUACUAUAGUCUGGUCUGUGAACACGUAGUAUUUUGUCCAAUGACCCCAAGCUACCCAUCCUUAUCGCUCGCGCGUAAUUAUGUUGCUGUCGCGCUCGCACACUCACUGCGGGCGCCCGUCGCACAGUCGCGACAGCAAUAUAAUUACGCGCGAGCGACAAGGAUGGGUAGCUUGGGGUCAUUGGACGAAAUUCUACGUGCUCACAGAAUGGGCUUUAUCAGCACUGGCCACUGCAUUAGAAACAAAUAAUAUACGUAUUGAGAUUAAUACGUAACGAGCGCAAACUGUGCGACAUUUGUAUGUAAGGUGUAUUCAGAUAGCUAUAAAAGUAAAACGUGCCCAAACUGCGAGAUUUGAAGGAGUCUCAUACAAAUAUUGCACGUCAAGUAGCUAUGUGAAUAAACCUCACCGUAGUGUGGUGAAGGAAUUUGUUCUAUGUUGAAAAUCUCUAAAAUAUGAGAUAACUGGUAUAGUUAGAUAGUAGAUUAAAUAAGUGGCUUCAAAUGAGUUCAAAAUUAACGAAAUUGUAACGUGAACUGCGACCGAUUUGAAGCCAUUUAUAAGUAGUGUAGUUAGUAUAAAUAAUAUUAAGUUGAUUUGUAUUGGUGAUAAUGAUAGAUCAAUGAUGGUGAUUCGCAUGUAAUCAAUUUAUGUAAAUCAAUGUAUCUCAUUUUCUCCUUAGUGAAAUAUGGCUUUCGGUCUCCUAUUAAACGCUAUACAAUACCCGGCGAUAAAUAUUGCACAUCGACCUUUAGAAAGAGACAAUCGGCUAAUUUCGGUUUCGUAGAGCGUUAUCACUGUCGCACUUGAACAAUGACUGACUUAAACAAACUUUAUUUUAAAUGUGUGCAAUUGAUUUUGUGAAUUAAAUUGCUAAAAACUUUUGAUAGUCGUGAAAGAAAAGUGGUUUACAGUAUGUUAAAGUAUUUGUCGAAGAGAAAUACUAAGAGUUCGGACAAUAUUUUCAUUGAAUAAUGUUUUGUCAAUGACGUUUUGUCAAUCGUAUAGGUAGUGUGCGACAGAGAUAACGGUCGACGAGCCGAAAUUAACCGAUUCUCUUUCCAAAGGUCGAUGUGCAAUAUUUAUUGCCGGGUACUGUACGCGGCGUACGACGUCAACGUCAAACGUUCCUACCGACGUCAAAGUCUGAAAAGAAACCGCAACAGUUCAUGUCAUGAUGUGACGCUGUACGCAGCCUACUGUGUUUAUAGGAGACCACAGACUAUUGUAGCACAUAGCCUCAAUUAUAAUGGUUGAAUAUUGUAGUAUGCCACUUUUUUCUAAAGUCUCAUUUCGUUCACUAAGGAGAAAAGGGGAGGACUGUGGUUGACAUUUUAGAAUUAUUUACGAUCAAGAAUAUUGGUUGAGUUUUAAUGUGUAAUCACGGGCCAAAAUUUAUACCUUGUCCGUUCAGAAUGUGAGCCUAUUUGUGAAUGGUUUAAAAAAAAUCAAUCGAUUGGCGAACGACACACAUAAAUAACGACGAUAUGUACCGCCGGGUUCUGAAAGUAUUUUUUACAAAAUCACGUAAUGAUACUCCAUUAAUACGUAUCUUUCAUUUUUUAUAUGACUGAUGGCAUUUAUACAUCAAAAUACGAAAUACGUAACGCAUUUGUGUUCUCGUUUAGUGUUUAAUGGGAACCCUAACUGUUAAAAAUCUAACCAAGGGGGUUAAAUUAAUCCCCAAUAUAGUCAACUCAUUAGUAAUUCUAUUGCAAAACAGAAAACAGUAUAAACAAUAUUAAACAAAAAGUUAUUCCUCUAUACCUGGACUCCCGGCGACCCAAUGAUGCAUCAGAGAAAAUGUUUUGUACAUAAUCUUGUUUUACUAACUGAUACCUCAUAGGUUAUUUUAUUUACCAUCCUCUUUUUAAUAAGGUAACAAAAUACGUAAACAUUGCAUUUACAAUAUUACGUCCAACUACAUUUUACCUAUCUAUGCGUAUUCGAGCCCCCUUAAACAAAACAAUAAAGGACCAAAUAAUAAGAGUUACGCCUCUUUUUAAUAUAGCAAGUCUUGUUAAAUAGUGACAAAAUAUUCAUCGGUUAUAACACAACAACGAUAUUAAUGCCCUUGAGUAAAUAAAUGAUUUGAUUUGUUUUCAAUUUUAAGUUAUAAGGGGGUAAAUGUUCGUUCCUUCGUUUUAUGCGAGGCAGCUUCUUCUUAGUUCUUAAAUACGUAACCAUACGUAACACACAUAAAUUACAAUCGAUCUAGAUUUAAUGUUAGUGCCUAGUCGAUAAGAUGGCGAGAGUUUGUGUCAAACUAGCAAUAAGGACCCUCCGUGUUGUUACCUGAUUUGUUGAGACGAAUAAAUGUUUAUUGUAAAUAAAGUAGCAGUAAGUGAAACAUUAAGUUGUGUAAAUAUGCCUUACAAAUUAUGAGCACCGUUCUUAUACAGGGUGUUAGGUAAAUGGGUAUAUGAGCCGACACUAGCCCAUGUUAACAUGGGCAUAUAAAUGGUAUGGUGAAGUCAGAAAUUUGAUAUCAUCAUUUUUUUUUUUUUUAAUUUUCAUACAAAAUAAAUUUUAUAAAAUCCGAUUUGUAUGAAAAAUAAAAUAAUUAAAAUGAAGAUAUCAAUUUUCUGACUUCACCAUACCAUUUAUAUGACCGUGUUAACAUGGGCUAGUGUCGGCUCAUAUACCCAUUUACCUAACACCCUGUAUAAGUACCUAGACACGUUCAAUAUGUUAACAUCAGUUUUCUAAUUAAUUAAAACUAUCUUUUCUAAAAAAACCCUAUUGCAAAUAAAAUGAACCCAGUGAAUUUAGUUUUAAGUUUAAAAACACAACAUUUGAUAAGUAAAAAGCGUUGGUAUUGAGGCUACAAAUCCGUCAUAAUACGAUAAAAUAGGUGUUGUUAAUAAAAUUAUGCUUUGACUUUGAAACCUACAUGUUAUUAUGAAUCUUAAUGGGUGUUAAUAUUCUUAAGUUUAUUACUUUAUCAGUAAAUGUUUUAAUUUGCCGUCGGGCACUAGGGAAGUCAUCUUUUGCGAUGCCGAAAAAUAUUUUAGGAUUUUAUUAAUAUUUUAAAUAAGUAAUCGAUCAACGUGGAAAGCAUUAGGGGAGGCCUAUGUUCAGCAGUGGACGUCCUAUGGCUGAAAUGAUGAUGAUAAUGAAAUAAGCAAAAAACGAGUCCGAUAAAGUUAUUAUUACUAAUGAUACUUAAUAUCAUGUGAACGAACAAAAAAUAAGAAGAAGUUAAAUGUUUAAAUAAAUUCCUUUAUAAUUCCUUUAAAGUUUACUAAAUACAUUCUCAAGAUUUAGUGUAAUAGGUUAAAAAGGUUGUUUGCAUAUAAUAAUAUUCAUAGUUUCUCUAUGCUGAAUCAAUAAUGACAUAUCCCAAAUUGUGUACUUACACUGUUUUUAGUUUAUGAUGGUCUCGUACGAUUAUUGUCAUUAUCAAGACAUGCGUGUUUUAAAAAUAAUGCCUAAACGUUAUCUAAUGCAACAGAUAACCAUAAUCUCAUGUUAGGAAGCACGUGUUGUGUAUUUAUAUCAGUCCCUAAAAGUUUAUUUAUAAAUAAUGUCUUAGUAAGUAGUGUAUACGGUACGACAGUGUGAUAAUUUAGGCCUAGUAGUCAAAAUUAUGGUCGCGUAUACAAAAUAGCUGUAAAUAAAACGCCUCUUUUAAGUGUUUUGUUUGUAAAUAAAUAUGUAAAAAGUUUGUAACUCGAUGUUAAGUUUUCGUUAAAAAUACAUCAAUGAAGAAAUAUAAAAUCA